Messenger RNA from Gasterosteus aculeatus aculeatus (three-spined stickleback), 4496 nucleotides. Its product is annotated as protein crumbs homolog 1. Gene Ontology annotation, biological process: Notch signaling pathway. Gene Ontology annotation, molecular function: Notch binding; calcium ion binding. NCBI's taxonomy places the organism in Eukaryota, Metazoa, Chordata, Actinopteri, Perciformes, Gasterosteidae. The record is from RefSeq and is a predicted model, not a curated record.
AAUAGGUUUCGAUUGCAGUGACCCAGUGGUUUUAAAUUGUAGCCAUAAUACUUUCAUUUAAGUUCAAUAUUUAAUGACCAAGUCAACCCCUCUUCUUACACUUAAGUCAAGGUUUGUGAUACGAGUCUUGAUUUUAAAUAUAAUAUAAAUAAAUAGACUACAUUAAUAUGUACACUUCCAAAAUUAACAAAUCCCGGGCCAUUAUAUACUCUAGAAAAAGAGCCAGAGCCCAGUGCAGAGCAACAAUUGAAUGUGGGCGUAUUUCCUUCUACAGAAGACAGCGUUUGAAAUAAAGAGACAACACUUUUUGCUGAGCCAAAGUCCAAGCUAUCUCUCCCCCUCACAUUUUUUUGAGUUGCUCAAAUUAGCCCUCCUUGGAUGAACCUCACGCCUUGCAAACACAUUUAAUGUAUAAGACACCGUAAGUGCAUUAGCCUAAUCCAUCCCACAAGGCUUGCUCUGCUCAAAGCAUUUCAGUGAGCGCAUGGUGGAGGAGCAUAGCUGAAGAUGGAGCUGCACACACAAGACCUCCAAUCCUGUCUUUGACGGAAAUUAAGAUACUGCCAAAUAUCGAAUUAUUUGGAGGACUGGUUGAGGACAAUGUUGAGAUUCAGUUUGCAAGUGUGGAUGUUAUUGUUGCUUCAUCCAGGGACUUUCUCUGAUGAAGACAUCCGCGGGUGUCAACAGCUGCCAUGCCAAAACGGCGGUGUAUGUGAGAGCCACAACGGAGCUUUCAGAUGCCUUUGCUCCCAACAGCGCCAAAAUGGGCGCCUAUACGGAGGAGAAAACUGCUCAACUGCACUUUCCGCGUGUGACGACAACCAAUGUGAGAAUGGAGGAGUAUGCUCCCCCUCGCUUGUCAACGAUCAGCACGCGUGCCUCUGCCUUCCUGGCUUCGCGGGCCCUCGAUGCCAAACGCCCACCGUCUUCUCAUUGGAGUCCCGAGGCUUCAUGUACGUAGAGACUCAGCUUCUAGACCAAGGCGUUCCUCUCAAUGUGACAUUCAGCUUCAGGACGGCGAGACCGGUCGGCACCCUCUUGCAGCGCCGAGUGGACGACUUGCUCCUCAGCAUCGAGCUGACGGAUGGGCACCUCUCCCUCCGCAGCCUGAGAGGCCAAGGCUCCAGCACACUGGUCCAGGAGCUGCCGGAGCACUUGUCCGGCAACAAGUGGCACACGGUGGAAGCAUCUCUGGGUGGCGUGGUCAGCCUCAUCCGGUUGCUCUGCACCGAAGGAAACUGCACCAGAGACCACAGCGCUAAAGUCCAGCUGCUCGAGCCCGCCUCGGCUCUCCCAGAGGCGGGAGCAGUUCGUCAAAGCCUCUUCAUAGGAGCAGUCGGCGGGAGCCGGGCUUCGGCCAGAGCAGCCGGUGAAGCAGGCUACCCAUCUUCUUUCCUGGGCUGCUUCAGAGAUGUGUUUGUGGACUCGCGCCUUGUGUGGCCUGCCGUGUCAGCGGAGGCUUCAGACGUCCAGGAAAACAUCACGGCGGGGUGCAGCGACAAAGACAAGUGCGAGGACGGCCCGUGUCAGAACCGAGGGCGCUGUGUCAGCCGGGGCUGGAGGAGCUACAGGUGCGAGUGCCACAGGCCCUAUGAGGGAACCAACUGUGAAGAUGAGUACAUAACAGCCAGGUUUGGAAAUAAAGACCUGGAGAGCUAUGCUGUCUUCUCAUUGGACGAUGACCCAAAUGAUGCCGUGACCAUAUCCAUGUUCAUUCGCACCAGACAGGCCAGCGGGAUUCUCCUCAUUCUGGCCAAUAGCACAAGCCAGUACCUCCGCCUGUGGCAGGAAGAGGGAAGGGUCAAAGUUCAAGUCAACAACUUUGAGACCCUCAUUGGUCGAGGUGCGGUCAAUGACGGCCAUUUCCAUUUGGUGACUGUGAAGCUGGAAGGAAUGGCAGCCGUGUUGAUCCAGUCAGCCCAGAGCCGGGGCUCUAUGCCCAUCAGGCCCAUCCGAACGCAUCCCGGGGAUCUGGUUUUUGUCGGGGGGCUACUAGACGCGAGGGCCUCUGCCUCAUUUGGUGGCUACUUCAAAGGGUGCGUUCAGGAUCUGAGGAUAAACAGCAAGCCGCUGCAGUUCUAUCCCAUUGCAACUCCAGUGGAAUCCUACAGCCUGGAGCGCCUCGUCAACGUUGCGCGAGGAUGCAGCAGUGAGAAUGCCUGCGCUGUCAACCCAUGUCUCAACAGGGGAGUGUGUUACUCCAUGUGGGACGAUUUCAUCUGUAACUGCCCCCCCAACACUGCAGGGCAGCGGUGCGAGGAGGUGUUAUGGUGUGAGCUGUCUCCCUGCCCCGCCAUGGCUGUUUGUCAGCCCCUCUCGCAGGGCUUUGAAUGUUUGUCCAAUGUGACAUUUAGUGUUGAAAGCAGUGUUUUGCACUACCAAACCAACGGGCAGAUUAAGCGCGGCCUCCGCAGCGUCUCCCUCCGCUUCCGCACAAGACAGGCCUCAGCCACCUUAAUACACGCGCAGAGGGACUCCGACUACCUCACCGUCUCCCUCCUCAACGCCCAUGUGGUCAUGGAGCUCCAGUCGGGGGCCGGCAAAGAUCUCCACAAGGCAACAGUUCAGAGCAAGGGUCUAAUCAGGGACGGCGAGUGGCACACUUUGGCGCUCAGCAUGGAGAACCAGACGCUCUCAACACUCCAGGUGGAUCUUGACUGUGGACGGAGAGGAGAAGGAGCGGGGCGUGUCCACAACAGCUGCAGGCAACCUGGAUUUUAUCAGGGAGAGAGCAGACAUUUUCCUUGGAGGACUGAGCGUGGACACCGGAGUGAACCUAACCGGCUGCCUGGGCCCAGUGGAGAUUGGAGGCCUCGCCCUCCCUUUCUACUUGAACACUGAGUUGAAGCUCCCCAGACCUCAGGGAGAGAAGUUUGCGAGGACAAACGCCGGCCGUGAGCCACGGCACGGCUGCUGGGGAGCCAGCGUGUGCGCACCAAACCCUUGUAACAACCAGGGCGUGUGUGAGGACUUGUUUGACCUGCACCGCUGCACAUGUUCCUCUGAGUGGACGGGUCCACUCUGUCAACAUCCAACGGACAGCUGCUUCUCCAGCCCUUGCGUCUUCGGCCACUGCACCAACGUGCCCGGGGCGUUCGAGUGUGCGUGUGAGCCGGGGUUCAGCGGGGAACGGUGUGAGGUGGAAGUUGAUAUGUGUGAAUACAGCAGAUGCAGCCAAGGCGCCUCGUGCCUUAGAGGUUUCAAAAGCUACGCGUGUCUCUGCCCUCAGAAUCUGACCGGAGAAUACUGCGAGAAGAAGAUUCCUGAAGUCCCGUGGUACAUUGAGACCAAUCCACUCCCUCAGUUGCCUGUAUCUACAUGCACGGGUACAAGAUGGGAUUACAGCUGUUUCAAUGGAGGAAAUUGCUCGGAAGCAGACGACAGCUGUUUCUGCCCGUCCGGUUUCACAGGACAGUGGUGUGAGAAGGAUGUGGAUGAAUGUGUCUCGGACCCAUGUAUGAACGGAGGCUUCUGCAUCAACUAUGUCAACAGUUUUGAGUGCGUGUGUGAUAUGAAUUACUCAGGAGUACACUGCCAAAUUGACGUCAGUGACUUCUACCUGUACCUCUUCUUGGGCCUGUGGCAGAACCUCUUCCAGCUGGUGUCCUACCUUGUGAUACGCCUCGACGAUGAUCCAGAAAUUGAUUGGGGAUUCUACAUCAAUGAUUAGGGCCCUGACUCAAGAAUGAUCAAAUUGGACUACACUUGGUCAGGGUAGAGAUUGAAAUUGGAGUGUAUUUGAAAUAUAGUGCCCAGUGAUACGUGAUCAGGAUCUAGUAUCAAGGUACAUCAGCCAGACUGAUACUUUAUACUUAUAUAACAGAGCCAGAUGAUCGAUCGGUCAAUUCAGAUUUCUUUCUCUCAAAGUCAAACCCAUGAAGGUCAGAAUUCUCCAGUAGCAAAGAGGCACACAUGCAGUAUACAUUGUGUAAAACUAUAUUCUAUUAUCUCUAGUGUGCUGAUGAGGCCACUUUUAGAAAUGAGUCUCUUGUGAACAGAUGUGUUUGCUAAUGAAUAUGAAUUGAUCAAUACAGUAUAUAUGGAAGCAUAUGUAUUAAUUUGAAUUUCCAUAGUCACUGUCUUGUGCCUUAAGUUUCCACUUUUUAUAUAUGGAGUACAGCUUUCUUAUCAGUAUGUGCUCAAAUGUCCUCAACGGGACACAUUCAUUCCGUUAUGAUCUACUAGAUAUGAAUAAAACACUGGUCCAUUGCUAGGAAUUUGUUUUUACACAUUUUUAUGUACCCUAGUAUAAUGUGCAAAGGCUGUUCUGCAUGCGGUGAAGUGAAAAUAUAAACGUGUUGUGUAAUUUUGCAAACUGUCUUGAUUUAUUUACAACUUCAUUAACAGAAUUCCACUGUGCAAAUAAAUACGAAUGUAUCAUAUGGAUCGCUCACAUUUUCUUUACAAAGUACAAUAGCCUCCAUUCAUUUAUCUGGUGCAUACAGGUAAACUAUGAUGCAAACAAAUGACCAAAGAAAAAUAGAGUAAAAAAAAAA